ACUUUCUUCGCUCUGUCCUUUCCCAUUCCUUUUGACAAAACUACAGGGACCCUUGUUCUCGCGGAUCCUUCUUGCCAGCUGCUCUAGUCAUUCACCGUUUCUUGUUUCAUUAUGAAUCCCGAAUACGACUACCUGUUCAAGCUUCUGCUCAUCGGAGAUUCCGGUGUCGGAAAGUCUUGCUUGUUGCUGCGUUUUGCUGAUGAUACAUACACGGAGAGCUACAUCUCCACCAUUGGUGUGGACUUCAAAAUUCGGACCAUUGAACUGGAUGGCAAGACCGUGAAGCUUCAGAUUUGGGAUACCGCCGGUCAGGAGCGUUUCCGUACCAUCACGUCUUCUUACUACCGUGGCGCCCAUGGCAUCUGUGUCGUCUAUGAUGUUACGGAUAUGGACUCGUUCAACAACGUGAAGCAGUGGCUUCAGGAAAUCGACCGUUACGCUACCGAGGGCGUCAACAAGCUACUUGUUGGCAACAAGAGCGAUAUGGAGGACAAGAAGGUUGUGGAGUACACAGUAGCGAAGGAAUUCGCCGACAGCCUUGGGAUCCCUUUUCUGGAAACGUCCGCUAAGAACGCCUCGAACGUUGAGCAGGCUUUCUUGACCAUGGCACGGCAAAUCAAGGAGCGCAUGGGAACCGCCACUGUCAACAACAAGCCCACCGUGCAAGUCGGCCAGGGCCAGGGAGUCCAGUCUGGCUCUGCAGGUGGCUGCUGCUAAAUCCAUUUACAACUGCCACAAUAAUUAUGCGAUGCCUCCGCUGGACACUGAACACUUAUAUCGUGAAGGAGGUUUCCUAAUCGGCGUGAUUCCAAUCAGGGGUGCUCUGACCCCUUCAGAUUGUCUUCAGAUUGUCUCUUUUUGAAAUCUCAGCGCAGCCGAGAUCUCACGUCGAAGCCUAAUUAUUUCUGAUGGUUUUAUGGUUGAAAUCACUGCUGGGGCUUGUUUUCUAUCUGUUCACCAUGCUUAGAUGGCCUGCACUUUGUUCCGUAU
Messenger RNA from Penicilliopsis zonata CBS 506.65, 990 nucleotides. RefSeq lists its product as hypothetical. Lineage: Eukaryota; Fungi; Ascomycota; Eurotiomycetes; Eurotiales; Aspergillaceae. The transcript has 5 exons. The record is from RefSeq and is a predicted model, not a curated record. Gene Ontology annotation, molecular function: GTPase activity; GTP binding. Bases 112 to 717 code for a protein of 201 amino acids.